This is a messenger RNA of Xiphophorus hellerii (green swordtail), 4817 nucleotides long. RefSeq lists its product as uncharacterized. The record is from RefSeq and is a predicted model, not a curated record. Gene Ontology annotation, molecular function: DNA endonuclease activity; protein binding. The transcript is spliced from 9 exons. Gene Ontology annotation, cellular component: nucleoplasm; cytoplasm. Bases 233 to 3658 code for a protein of 1141 amino acids. NCBI's taxonomy places the organism in Eukaryota, Metazoa, Chordata, Actinopteri, Cyprinodontiformes, Poeciliidae. Gene Ontology annotation, biological process: resolution of meiotic recombination intermediates; double-strand break repair via homologous recombination.
UUUAGCCAAAUAAUAGACGAUUAAAUGACUCGCCUAUUAUUUGUUAGCUAAAUGCAUUAUAAACUUAGCCGAACAAGUGUACGCAAAGUGGAGUCGUUUCUGCAGAAUUAGCCCUAUUAGCUAACUUUGGUUGAAAGUUUUCCUCCGUUUUCUGAUUCAUUUCAUCAUGAGCUAGGCAGAAAGACUUUGCAAAUAACAUAGUGUAGUGUUGUGCAAGCAAACAUCGGUGGUCAUGGAUUGCAACAACGGGAGGCUGGCAAGGCAGUUGUGCGUCGCGGUGAACAAUGGAGAUACCAGAUCUGUACAGCUAUUCCUUUCCAAGGGUGCAAACCCAAACCUGGUGGGUAGUAAAGGUGUGGCUGCAAUACACCUGGCUGUCGGCAACGAAACAGAGAAGAACAUACGCUGCUUGAAAAUGUUGCUGCGGCAUGGAUCUGACCCCAAUGUCAGAUCUUCUGAUGGCCUGACUCCUCUUCAUGUCGCUGCUCUUUGGGGAUGCUAUCAAAAUCUCAAGAUGCUCUUAAUGAAUGGAGGGAACCCAAAUUUAAAAGAUAAUGACGGGAACACACCAGCACAACUAGCAGAACAACAGGACAAUUGGAAAUGUGCCUCUCUUCUUCAUGAGUACCAGUCCUCAGCUGAUACAGAAGAAGAGGACCUCCCCCAGUUUCAAUACUCUGUGUACUCAGACCAGACUGACACGUCCAGCUAUCCUGAAUCAGACUACAGCUUCAGUUCCCGCUCGUCCAUGAUCAGUGGCUUUGGUGAAGUCCCACUGAGCAGCACGAGGCGUUCAUCCUUUUUCACCUUGUCUAACAUAAAUGGAAGACCAAGUUGCAGGGGAGUAUCAUUUAAUGGGCCUUCUGUACUGUCAAGCACUCGCAUUUCUGCUGCAGGACCUGUAGCUACAAUGGCAGCUCCAGAAAAUGACGCCUUAAGUUGUGACGAUGGAACAGUCACUAAAGAUAAUGAACAGGCGGCUUCAGCUAAUGCUCCUUCAGAGUUUUUAUCCAGGCGAGCAAGUCGGAAGAGUGUUAGCUUUAGAAAAGUAGAUGACUAUUUCCCAGUUUUCAGUCCAGAAACUCGAAAACAGAGCACUUCUGCUGAAAUCAGCCAGUGCACUUUACCCUUUGACAUGUCUGAAUACUCAGACUUUCUAGAUUCUGAACGCAUGGCUACGGUUUUACCACAGCAGGGGAUCGACGUCACAUCACCGGACCAUGUAUUUGUCUUCUCUAGGGAAAGCAGUGAGAGCACAGAAGAGGAGCUAGAGAAAACAGUUAUCAGUCACUGUGCUCUUGAACUCAGUGAUGACGAACCAGAAGGGCAGAGCAACAAAGAACCUCCAAUGAAUCCUUCUGAACAACAAGAGCAGGCCCAUGUGGGUAGCAGCAGCAGCAGCAGUGGGACUCGCAGCAGUCAUUACAGUAGCUGUGAAAGUAACCAGUACACCAGCUGUCUGGAUGAUCCUGUACCCCUAAGACUUCAUUCAUUCCCUCUUAUAGAGGAGGCAGAGUCUGAUACAAGGACCAAACAGGAUUCUACAGACUCUGAAAAUGAACUCCAAAAGGGAGAUAAAAAUAUGUUAAGAGUUCAAACAGAACCCAACGGAGACUCAAAAUCUGAAACUGUACAACCUUUAUCAGGUUUGCUUGAUAAACUGACCUUAUCUGAAAAACAACAUGAAGAGACGGAUAUAUUGAAAGCUUCUAUGGGUUCUUUUUUAAGCACUGCAAAAAAACUUGAUGGGGUCAGGCAAGAUGCUGAGUCAUCAGAAGAAAAUAAUGGACUUCAAUUUACACCUAGCCCUUUUGUGACCGGCAGGACACGGUCUAGAUUGAGCCGCUGCUCAAUGAGAACAAGCAGAAACCCUGAGAGCAUGUUAAUCACAUCUUCUUUAUUUGACGAUACGCUGCCAACGCCAGUUCGAAUGUUUCGGCAGACACCAAGGUGUCAGAGCAGUGGGCAUGGAUUCAACUCACCUUACACACCUAGUUAUAUGUCACGCCACUUGGAGAGGUGCACUGAAAGAGACCCGCUACCCAAGGACAGCCAAGACCCCCAGUCCAGCACUCUUAGAAGUCCAAGUGUCAGUAAUAGCCAAGCUGAUACUCUUAUUCUACACAACAGAGUAACUGAUUCUGUUGAGGGAUCACAGUCUUUGGAUGACACAGACAUAUUAGACAAGAACCAGGACGACUCGGUCGCUGCUUAUGAAAAAAAUUUUGCGGAGAUUAUUCUUGCCAUAAGAGGACAGAACAGCCAUCUUUCUGAGGAUGAGGAAUUUCUAACAGAGGCUCUUUCUGGUUCGGAUGAGUCAAAAGUAGCUCAUCUGGCAGUUGAAGAUCAGGUAGAUGAUUUUAAAAACGACGACUGUUGGGUUACUGAAGACUACGGCUCAGAGUCCAACUCUGCAUCCUCUUCGUCCACCUCCAGCAGUUUUUCUCCAAAGACAUCCACGGAGGACACUGACCCUCCACGUACUCCAGGCACCGGAUGCACCCCAAGAUACAGCAUGAGCCGGCUGUUGAGCCGUCGACCACAGCGCCUAGCAGACCUGUCUUUCACUCCUGGGGGGCGUCCAGUAAUCCAGAACCUGGAUGAACCAGUGGAGUAUCUCUACACUGAUACAGAGCAGGGCCACAAGCUCAUUGAGACACACGUUCCACCUACGUCCGACACCUCACUCAGCUCCGGCACAAGUACCAGCAUCAGCGACGAGACCGUUUUGUAUGACUGGCGAGCUUUGCAAACUGAAACUAAGAGCAGCAAAGCUAAAGAGAACCUACAGCCUGAGAUGCGGGCUCAGGAAGAGGAAGAUGAUAAAUCUGAGUGCAGACUGUUGCCAGAAACUAGAGGAAUGACUGACAGGGAGCUGAGACUGAGGCUGGUGGAACUGGGAGAGAGCCCGGGUCCUAUCAGCCGCCUCACCAGGCCAACUUACCUGAGGAAGCUCUGCCGACUGUUGCAAGAGGAAAACUGCAACACACAGAAUGACAACAAGCAGUCUGACCAACCGCAGAAAGAUUUAGGGUAUAGUCCAGAUCUCUGUCGGGUCCUGAAGACUUUCCAGCUGCCCAAUUCCCAUGGUGAUGAGCAGUCCCUGUGCCAGCAGUUUGACCAACCUGAUCAAAACAGGAAGUGGAGGGAGGGCAUCAUCAAGUCCAGCUUUAACUACCUUCUUCUUGACCCAAGAGUGACAAAGAACCUCCCGUUCCGCAGUCACACCAUGACUCCUCAGGAAUGUUUCCAGACUUUCAUCCAUGCCAUAUUUUAUGUGGGCAAAGGAAAACGCUCCCGCCCCUACAGUCACCUGUAUGAAGCUUUAGAGUACUACCGAGGGGAGAAAUCCGCCAAAAAACUUUGUCCAAAAGUGCAGCACAUUCUCCAGGUGUGGACUGCCGGACAGGGUGUCAUCUCUCUGCACUGUUUUCAGAACGUCAUUCCUGUGGAAGCGUACACAAGAGAGGCCUGCAUGGUGGAGGCCAUCGGGCUAAAGAUGCUGACCAAUCAGAAGCGAGGAGAUUUCUAUGGCGUGGUGUCAAACUGGGAGCUAAAGAGGAAACGGGAGCUCGGGAUCCAUCUGCUAUACCGAGCCAUGCAGAUUUUCCUGGCUGAGGGUGAGAGACAGCUCAGACCAGCAGACAUCAGGCAGUAGAGACCCCUAUAGGAGUGGGGAGGUGUGGGAGGCUAUUAACUGCAAAACACCAACACUGAUGGGGUGAAAUAUCUACAUUGAUGGACAUCAGCUACAUGAGCCGCAUUAAACUCUUUAUCAGGGAUGGUUUUUUUCCCCCUAAAACCAAUACAGUUUUCCUUUUUUUAAUGCAGCCUGAACAUACAGUUUAUCAUUAUGCAGAAACUGUACAAUGCAUUUUUAGACUUGUUCUGUUUUAAUAAGUAUGCUCUUUAUACAUUUUCAAUGGAUGUUCUUUGUGGAAUUUGAGAAACUCACAAUAACUUUGUCUUAGCUUUUCAUGACAUGUGAACAAAACAAUCAUUUCUGUUGCAUUUCAACUUUCUGGAAUUUUGCCACAACUCAUUUUGAAAAAUGUUACUCCUUAGGUUUAAGCUUUAUUUUCACUUAUAGCCCAGUGCUUUUUUUUUUUUUUUUUUUAAAGUCACAGUUAAUUAAUGUCAAAUGAACUUUAUGUUUCAUAAAAUGUGAGACUUUUUUUACAUAGCUUAGUGAUCAUAGCUUGUAUUAAUUUAGUUUUGAUUAAAAAGAAGUUAGCUAAGUGAUGUAUUAGUGAGCAAUUAUAUUUUGAAGGAUGAAGAAUAAUGAGGUGUAAAAGGAGAAAAUUAUAGCUUGAAAGUAGAAGAUGAGAUGUUUCUGUUUAUUGGCAUAACCAGUUUAAACUUUGUUCCUAUGCGAAAGAUCCAUAGAUUGCAUGCUGGAUCUCAGGGGUUACAGCUGUUACUUGGUGUUAUGAUCUCCAUAAUUUCACCAUCUCAUUUACUACACAUCAGUGACCCAUGCAGUGAGCUUCCGAAUCACUCAUUAUCUCCACAGGGAAUUACGAUUGAUGAGCUCUCUGACAGUCUCACACGGCUAAAAAAGCAUUAGCACUGACAAAUGCAGACUUUGUGUUUUAGAAUGUUUGCUUUACAUUGCUUGUAAAGCAAAAUUAAACAAUUGCCACUUUAGUAAAGCACAUCAAAGAAAACACUACAAUUCAGGUUUUGGAAGAUUUCAUUUAAGCAAUUGAUUAAUCUAGAAGCACACUUUUUUAGGUCUAACCCCUAACCCUAAAAAAAAAUCUGUGCAUUACUUCUGAUAUCUUUCGUGGUUUGAAAAUAAAGCUCCCUGUCUUUGA